CCUGCGCCGCGCGGGGCCGGGCCCGGGGGCUCUGUCCUGCCCCCUGGGCCGGGGCCACCGAGUUAGGUCUGAGGAUGUGUCGGUGCCAGGCGAGCGGUAGGAGCGGCUUGCGCCCAUUUGCCUCUGGUCAGAGCUACAUUGGGCAUUUCCCAGGCGUCUGUCACAGUCGUAGCCUUGCCAGCUGGCGGCUCCGGUUCCACUGGAGAUUAUCUCUGUUACUAGAUCUUCAGUUUGCUCAACAAAUCACAAUGUCUCGUUCACGACAACCCCCCCUUGUGACAGGCAUCUCUCCAAAUGAAGGAAUACCAUGGACCAAGGUCACAAUUAGAGGAGAAAACCUGGGAACUGGCCCAACCGACCUCAUAGGUUUGGCAAUUUGUGGACAUAAUUGCCUCCUGACAGCAGAAUGGAUGUCUGCAAGUAAAAUAGUAUGUCGAGUUGGACAAGCCAAAAAUGACAAAGGAGACAUAAUUGUCACAACCAAGUCAGGUGGCAAAGGAACCUCAACUGUCUCUUUCAAGCUACUCAAGCCUGAAAAAAUAGGUAUUUUGGACCAGUCUGCUGUGUGGGUUGAUGAAAUGAAUUACUAUGAUAUGCGUACUGACAGGAAUAAAGGAAUUCCUCCCUUGUCCCUACGUCCUGCUAAUCCACUUGGCAUUGAGAUUGAAAAAAGUAAAUUUCCCCAGAAGGAAUUGGAAAUGCUGUUUCCUGGAAUGAGUGCUGAUUUUACAAGUGAGAAUUUUUCAGCUGCCUGGUAUCUGAUAGAGAACCACUCAACCACCAGUUUUGAGCAGCUCAAAAUGGCAGUCACCAACCUGAAGAGACAGGCUAACAAGAAGAGUGAGGGCAGCCUGGCUUGUGUGAAAGGGGGUCUUAGUACUUUCUUUGAAGCCCAAGAUGCUCUUGCAGCCAUCCAUCAAAAACUAGAAGCGGAUGGAACGGAAAAAGUAGAAGGAUCCAUGACGCAAAAACUGGAGAAUGUUCUAAACAGAGCAAGUAAUACUGCAGAUACAUUAUUUCAAGAAGUAUUAGGUCGAAAGGACAAGGCAGAUUCCACUAGAAAUGCACUCAAUGUCCUCCAGCGAUUUAAAUUUCUUUUCAACCUUCCUCUAAAUAUUGAAAGGAAUAUUCAAAAGGGUGAUUAUGAUGUGGUUAUUAAUGACUAUGAAAAGGCCAAGUCACUCUUUGGAAAAACAGAGGUGCAAGUUUUCAAGAAAUAUUAUGCUGAAGUAGAAACGCGGAUUGAAGCUUUAAGAGAAUUACUUCUGGACAAAUUGCUUGAGACACCAUCGACCUUACAUGACCAGAAACGUUAUAUAAGGUACCUGUCUGACCUUCAUGCACCGGGUGACCCUGCUUGGCAGUGUAUCGGAGCUCAGCACAGAUGGAUCCUUCAGCUCAUGCACAGCUGCAAAGAGGGCUACAUACAAGACCUGAAAGGUACCGCAGGCCUGCACAGUCCCAUGGUGGAUCUGGAUAGUGAUGUUCGCCCCUCAGUGUUGGCCCAUCUUAGUCAGACAGCAUCACUAAAGCGGGGCAGCAGCUUUCAGUCUGGUCGAGAUGACACAUGGAGAUAUAAAUCUCCCCACCGGGUAGCAUUUGUUGAAAAAUUGACCAAGCUUGUUUUAAGUCAGCUGCCUAAUUUCUGGAAACUCUGGAUUUCAUAUGUUAAUGGAAGCCUUUUCAGUGAGACUGCUGAGAAGUCAGGCCAGAUUGAAAGAUCAAAGAAUGUCAGGCAAAGACAAAAUGAUUUUAAGAAAAUGAUUCAGGAAGUAAUGCAGAGUCUUGUGAAGCUGAUCCGUGGAGCACUACUCCCACUUAGCAUCCCAGAGGGUGGAGUAAGGCAGUAUGGAGGCUGGGAGGUGAAGUCUGAGCUCUCUGGACAGUGGCUCGCUCAUGUCAUACAGACCAUAAGGCUUACUUAUGAAUCACUGACUGCCCUUGAAAUUCCUAAUGACAUGUUACAGACUAUCCAGGAUCUCAUUUUGGAUCUCCGAGUACGUUGUGUAAUGGUCACAUUGCAACACACAGCAGAAGAAAUAAAGAAAUUAGCUGAAAAGGAAGACUGGAUUGUCGAUAAUGAAGGGUUGACCUCUCUACCAUAUCAGUUUGAACAGUGCAUUGUGCAUUCUCUGCAAUCACUUAAAGGAGUUCUAGACUGCAAGCCUGGAGAAACCAGUGUCUUUCAACAACCUAAAACACAGGAAGAGGUUUGCCAACUAAGCAUCAAUAUCAUGCAGACUUUUAUAUAUUGUCUGGAACAAUUGAGCACCAAGCCUGAUGCAGAUGUAGAUACUGCACAUCUUUCCAUUGAUGUUUCUUCUCCUGAUUUGUUUGGAAGUAUUCAUGAAGACUUCAGUUUAACUUCUGAACAACAACUUUUGAUAGUCCUAAGUAAUUGCUGCUACCUACAAUGUCACACCUUCCUAAAUAUAGCAGAACAUUUUGAAAAGCACAACUUUCAAGGAAUAGAAAAAAUAACACAGGUUAGCAUGGCCUCAUUGAAAGAAUUAGACCAAAGACUGUUUGAAAAUUACAUUGAGUUGAAAGCAGAUCCCAUUGUUGGCUCCUUAGAACCUGGAAUUUAUGCAGGCUAUUUUGAUUGGAAAGACUGCCUGCCUCCAACAGGUGUCAGAAACUAUUUAAAAGAAGCAUUGGUGAAUAUAAUUGCAGUGCAUGCAGAGGUGUUCACUAUUUCCAAAGAAUUGGUGCCUCGGGUCCUGUCCAGGGUGGUGGAAGCAGUGUCUGAAGAGCUCAGUAGACUAAUGCAGUGUGUGUCAUCCUUCAGCAAAAAUGGAGCAUUACAGGCGAGGCUUGAAAUCUGUGCGCUGAGGGACACUGUGGCUGUCCACCUGACGCCUGAAAGCAGGUCCAGUUUUAAGCAGGCUCUGGAAGCGCUGCCCCAGCUUUCCAGCGGAGCAGACAAAAAGUUACUGGAAGAGCUGCUGAACAAGUUCAAGAGCAGUAUGCACCUGCAACUCACCUGUUUCCAAGCUGCUUCUUCAGCCUUGAUGAAAACAUAAAUGCCCUUUGGCUAAGCACUGAUCCCCAAGAGCCAGGACCACUAUCUGAACUUAAUUGCCAAAGAAGGCUAACAGAGGACUCAUCACAGAGGAAGAAGGAGAACCAAGGAAGAAUGGGAUCAUAGGGUCACAAAAAUCAAGGGAAGAACAAGAAUCACAGUCAGAAGAAAGAAUCAGAUGUUGUCAGAGUUAAAUAUUACAGAUGUGUCCAAAGAAUGAGUCCUGAGAAGUGUUUACUAGACUUGGCAUUUAGAAAGUCAUAAAUGACUGGAGAGUGGUAAGGAAGAAACCAGAGAAACUUCACACUUUGGACUGGUUCUCUUGACUCACUGCAGGGGCUGCCGAGAGAGCUGCCUUUUCCUUGAAGAACGUAUUUUGGCCUCAGCACAUCUCCUGAUGGUCAGACUUUAAGGCUCUUCCUCAGCUUCCUGCUAUUUUUAAAUUAUCUUCCUAGGUAUCUGGUCAAUUCCUGUUGCCCCUGCCUCUUUGUCUGUUGGAAUGACUUAUAAAUAUUUAUAUCCAUCCCUUUCUUUUUUCUAAAGUCUUCCCUUUCAAAAUGCUUCUUAAAUGUAUCUAGUUAAAUGACGGGCUGCUGGAAUCAGGCCUCACCUGGAUGUGUAUCCAAUGUCAGAUGACCAUGGAGUUGUUUUCUGUUCCAUGUUCCUAGUGCCCUGCUCUCAGCUGAUCCCAGAAGCCCUUCCAUGAAGUACCAUGUGCGGCAGCCAGUAGCCAUUGGCCUGCCUCAUUGUGGCUACUGCAGGUUCUAGCCAAGCAGCUGUCACCAAGUAAACCCUCAGGGAAUAUUUGUUGAUUGUUACAUAGUAGCAAAUGUGUCACAUUACCUUUUAUAUUUUUUAAUUAAAUAUACACUGAGUGGCCUGAUUAUUAUGACAACCUGACGUUUGUAGGCAAAUUAGCUAUAAUUUCCCGCUGAAGUUGCUAGAGGGCCAGACCAUUAUAAAUGUCUGAAUAGCACAACAUACCUAAGUAGCCUUGCUGAUCAAGUUCAUCCUAUCAUGUUGAUGGCGUAUCCCAAUGGAGAUGGCUUUUUCCAACAAGACAAUGCACGAUGCCAUGGUGCUCGUAUUGUGCAGGAGUGCUUUCAAGAACAUGAGGGAGACUUUACCUUGCUUAGGUGGCCUCCACAAUCACCAGAUCUCAAUCCAAUUGAGCAUUUGUGGGACGAAGUUAAAAGAGCCAUCAGGCAGCUGGUUCCACAACCAUCAAAUCGCACAGAACUGGACAGUGCUAUUCAUCAGGCAUGUUGUCAGAUUCCUCGCAUCACCUUUCAACAUCUCGUGGAGUCAAUGCUAAGAAGAAUCGCUGCAGUAUUGAAGGCAAAAGGUGGCCCAACGAAGUACUGAUGGGGUGGUCAUAAUAAUCUGGCCACUCCGUGUAUACUUUACAGAGCUUCCACAGAGCUGGCUGUUCAGUAGCAGUCUCUAUAGCUCCCUCCCCCUUUGCCUGUUCCCUAAAGCCCUCUACUCUCAAUUCUUUUAGCCAUUCUGAUUCUUUUGACACUGACAUCAAUGUUUCUAUCUUAACAGGUUCAUAUGGCUCCUUUUUAGUUCUUCAGCUUUAGUCACAGAUGAGAACUCAGCUUUGUCAUUGCCUCUAUCACACACCCACAUUUCUCUUAAUCUUUUAUUUUGGUUUGAUCACAAUUCAGUGUUCAAGUUAUGCCUGUAUAAAUGCCAUUCAGUGCUAAAGCAAGUAUAUACUAAGAUCCUUUUGCUAUUGUACUGUUUGUAUUUUCUAUGCAUUCUAUGUACUUUUCACUCAUCCCAGACCUUCCUCCAACCAGGUUAUGUAAAUGUCCUUGUACUAUGUUCAAAUACUAUGUUCAUCAAGUUUAUUUUGAACAGCCUUACCCACAGCCUCCUCUAGUUUGGACUGGGUAUUCUGUAGGUCAGCCUCACACUUGUCAUCUUGGGAUCUCCCAUCAAUAUUAUCAUCCUGGAAAUUUUCUUCUGCCUGCUUCUCUUCUGUGUUGGACCAUCCAUCUGCUUUUGUGUCUCAGGCUGUCCUCGUUCUUGGUUUGCUCCCUCAUUGAUAAAACUCAAUCUCUGGUAACUUUCUGAGAAAAAAAGUAUAUGGGAGGUAAAAUUUUUGAGACCUUGAAUAUAUGAUGAAAAUAUUUAUGAUUGUUGGGCUGGAUAUAGAAUUCUAGAUUGGAAAUCAUUUUUCCUCAGAAUUUGCACUGUUUCUCAAGCCUUUGCACUGUUCUCCAGUGUCUGUCUGUCUCUGCUUAUACAACCUUCUCUUUUUCCUAGUUUUCUGAAAGUUCAUAAUGUUCUAAGUGUGAUGCCCUUAUACUCCUAAUGGUGAGUCUAAUGUUUUUAGAUUCUGGGAGUUCUUUUUUGUAUUAUUUCUUUUACUCCCUCUCCCUCCUAUCCUGGUCCUUUAUAAAAAUUUUAAAAUAUUUUUCCUCAUGUUUUAUCUCUUUUAUUUUUAUUAUACUUUCUGAGAAAUUUCUCAUAUUUAUCAUACAACCUUUCUAUUGAGUUUUCAUUUCUGCUAUGUUAUAUGUUUUUUUUAAUUUAUAGGAAGAUUUUUCUCUGACUGUAUUAUUUUUUAAUAUGUUUUUAUUGAUUUUAGAGAGGAAGGAAGAGGGAAAGAUAGAAAAACCUAAGUGAUGAAAGAGAAUCAUUGACCUGCUGCCUCCUGCAUGCCGCACACUGGGGAUUGAGCCUGCAACCCAGGCAUGUCCACUGACCGGGAAUCGAACCAUGGUUCAUAGGUCAACACUUAACCACUGAGCCAUGCUGGCCAGGCUGAAUAUUCUUUUUUAUAGAGUUUUGUUUAUUUCUUAUUUCUCUAAGAAUAAGAAUACUCUUUUAGAAGUUUUCUUCUUUCUGUAUAGUCUCCAAUUUAUUUUAUUCUUUUGUCUUAGAUAUUAGAACAAAUGUCAUAAGCUUUCUUCAAAUUUCUAUCAAGUUUUGGAUACCUAAUCAUAUUUAGCAGCGGUAGAGCACUGAAAAGCUGAAUAGGAUUGUAUGCUCCAUGCAGUAGAUGGGUCUUACCAAUUGAGCGUCAAUCAGAGUGGUAUGUAUGGGCCUUUUCAUUGGGGAAUCCCUAACAUUAUAAUUAGGUCAUUUGGGGGGCCUGGUAAGAUUUCCCAGAGAGGGUUCUUUCGAUCUUAUGCCUUCUGGAAGGAAGAAGAGGCAGAAGGCUUGGACGAUCAUUUUUGUCAGGGCUCACAGCUGGAUCUGAUAUCCCAUGAUCUGCAUUUACCUUCUUUGGAGAAUAAAGCUCUAGUCUUCUGCUGGAGUGGGAAGAUGGAAGGCAUUGCCCAGCCCUGUGGAAGGAAGAAACCUGGGGACAUCUGGCUAUUUCUUAAACAGCCUUUAAACUUAUCAUUUGGUUUUAACUUUAUCCCCACUUUCAGAAGUUUCCUUACCACUCAUUCUUGAGCGUUUUAGGAUUUUACAGUACAAAGUAGAUUGCAGCUUUCUUUUACAUACAGUACUGCCAAUUUAGGUUCUGAUGUUUUUAGAUCUGCUAAUUAAAUUAGUUUCCACUUACUCAUACACUUGGUUUCUAGCUAUGAUUUACUCUCCUAUUCCUUUUUCUUUGUGAAGUUAUGCUUUUUAUAUAUAUUUAACCAUAUAUAUAACUACAUGUAGUUAUAUAUACUACUCUAUGCAGUGUAUUUGCUGCACAUAUAUAGAUAUAUACAGUAUAUAUACUGUAUCUAUGUUGUGUGUAUGUGCAUGCAUACACACACACACACACACACACACACACAAACUGCACUGUCAUUUUUAUAGUUUUGGAUAGACCUAAGCUUAAUGUGUGGUUUCAGUCUGCCCUCUAUAACAGAAAGUUCAGAGUAACUUUUGUUUGUUUUAUCAUAAUAAACCAAACUGUUUACAUGUG
This is a messenger RNA of Myotis daubentonii (Daubenton's bat), 6902 nucleotides long. RefSeq names its product exocyst complex component 2 (gene EXOC2). The transcript is spliced from 29 exons. The coding region runs from base 75 to 3023 and encodes 982 amino acids. Lineage: Eukaryota; Metazoa; Chordata; Mammalia; Chiroptera; Vespertilionidae. Gene Ontology annotation, cellular component: exocyst. The record is from RefSeq and is a predicted model, not a curated record. Gene Ontology annotation, biological process: Golgi to plasma membrane transport; exocytosis.